Messenger RNA from Aegilops tauschii subsp. strangulata, 1079 nucleotides. RefSeq lists its product as uncharacterized. The record is from RefSeq and is a predicted model, not a curated record. Lineage: Eukaryota; Viridiplantae; Streptophyta; Magnoliopsida; Poales; Poaceae.
GUUUGGCACCUCAUUAACCUCAAUGUAUAGAAGAGUUGGCUCUUAUUUCGCAGCCACACAAUUGGAACCUUUCACCAUAUUCUUUCAGCAGUUAGGCAGUGCCUAACUCACCUGGUAAAUUAUGUGCAGAACAUUCUUUAGGAGGCAAGAGAAACUAGACCUUAACCCUUAUAUUGCAGAAACCCAACUAGCAACCGAGUCGGUAGGUUUUCCCUCGAAUAAUCCCUGCAGCUCAAGAACCAGGCCAGCUCUAACUUCACUCCCAGGGCAGGAAUCAACCAGAAAGGGCAGAAAGAGAACUUGUAGGACAAAAAGGGAAGAAAGGAAUGCAUUCCAAGCUUGCAUUCCCUUAGUUCUCUGGGACUAUAUAAACACUCGAGUUCCCUUGAUGGGUCUAUCCUAAAAAUCUCUGUCCUCUUACCUGCACCAAUAAUGGGUCUUCCCUUCAGUGCGUUAAACAAGUUAGGAGUGCCAGGGUUGGGCGCAGUAACAACCGGACAAGUUUAUGAUCGACAUUUUAAGGACAGGGACACGGGCACCUUUAAAGACUUUCAUCUUGCAUAUGUCGAAUUCUGCAAGUAUUUCAACACUGUGUUGCCUGGCCAAGAUUUUGAUACUCCGGACCGUGGGGAACUAGAGGCAUUCCAUAAAAAAUGGGCAGUGGCGGACGAGCCUGGAAGGAAGAAGAUGUUCAUCGAGUAUAUGCAGGAAAACGUCCACGAGGCCAAAGUUGACGACAGCCUCUUCAUCAUGGCCGGCCUGGCUGCGCCAGCGGCGGCCAUCAUCGCCAAGAAGAGCGGCGAGAGCAUCCCGCAGGUCAAGAAGUUCAAGGUGCAUCUAAUCCCCAACGUCAUCUUUGUGCCGGUGUGCACGCUGGUUGCCAUCAUGGGUGCCACUGCAGUUCAGAUGAGCAAGAAGAGCAAAGACAACAACAAGCCUACGAGUUGAUCCCGUCUUGUUCCUGUCUGCAGUUUAAAUAAGAUGAUGUAAUAAACAAGAAACCUGGAACGCAUAUUAUCACCCAAAUGAUUGUAUAAAAUUAUACUAAGAUGCAAGUCAUGGGUUAAAUAUAUAUGUUA